AUGGCAUCGCCUUCCUGCAAAGUCCAACUGUACUAUGGUCCAACUGCCCAUUUUGCGUUGAUGCAGCAAGUAUAUAGAGACCUGAUGUCGAACCAAGCAGCCCAAGCGGAGGAGCCUCAAGGGGAGGUCGAAGAAGCCGGAGCCGGGUUGGACCUCUUUAGUUUCCGGCGCAUCUUCUUUGGCACCCCGUCAGAAGCUCCGGACCUGGGAAAAAGUGCUAACAUGUCGGGGCUACCGACGACCAUGUUCUUGUCAUAUGGCCUGGCCAAUACUUUCCUACAACGCUUCUUGUCAACUUUAUUUGCUCUGAUACCGGUUCGAUCCCAAGAUUUCUUUCAACAACAACUGGAUCAACUUUAUCAACCUUCACUGGGCGUGGAGCCAGACACUGCUUAUCAUGCAUUGGUCCUGCUAGCCCUCGCUAUGGGAUCGCUGGGGACGGAACAUUAUGCUUGGGGCGAUGUAUUGUUUGAACGCGCCAAAGCGUCAUCAGCCACGCUUGAUGAAGUAGUAAAUCUUCAAACAGUGCAAACCUCACUAUUCAUCGCUCAUUACCAGAUGGAGCAAGGUCGCCCCAAUUCUGCAUUUAUUCAUCUGGGAAUUGGGGCACGAAAGGCAAUUGCGGCAGGCUUGCAUAAGGAGGUGCCAAGCCAAGAUGAUGAGACGUCGGAGAGUAUUGAGGAACGACGAGCGACGUUCUGGUACUUUUACUUCUACGAAACUUGGAUUUGUUUUCAUCUGGGUCGACCGAGUUCUUUAUCACUGAGAGAUGUGACUGUUACAUAUCCGAAAGACUCCUUUCUUUUGGUAUUGCUGCAUCUGGCCAAAGCAAUUUCGCGUUCGGCCGAUGAGAUCUACGGACAACGACAUGAGUCACUGUUACAGAUGUGGAAAAUUGCUAAAUCUAUAUCGAAUGAUCUACAUGGACACGAUUGUCUUAUGAAACAAGCCUUGGGAUUUGGACUGGAUAAGCCUCCUCAGCAGGGGGUAUUGGGGGUCCGUCAAACAGUCUUGGUUACCCUCUACUACCAUACUAUUCUUUUGACUUAUCGCCCAUUUUUGAUAUUCCGUGGCCGUUGGCAACGGGAUAUGAAGAGGUCGGCUCAGGAUCCAGGAUCCAAUGCUGCGAAGCGUCCGACCGAGAUUCCUGCAUGGCUUAAUGAAGCAUGCGCCAACGUAUUGAAUUGCGCCAGCGCAACGAUCCAUCAUUUAUGCGGAGCGGCUUGUGUAAAUGAAUUGGUUAAGGAACUCCGGUAUCACGGGUUCUUCAUCGGAAGUUCUUCGUUUGCCCUCUUUUACAACCUCAUGCAUGACGAGAGUGUCGCUUCUUCGCAUCUUCCAUGGAUACAUGCUGGUAUAUGGUAUCUUUCCACAGUGCGCCCCGGAGAUCCGAUCGAAAGCUCCAUAUCCGCUAUGCAGACUAUGCUAAAGAAGCUUCACCCAUCUUACGAAUGGAUCCCACCAGAACGCACCAGACAAAUUCAUGGCGCCGAAAACACAUCUUCCUUCGCGACACGCCCGUUCUCCAGUGAAGGCCCCGGUCCUCAGGAAGUCCCUAUGGACCUUAACCCACCUGACGAGCAACUACCAGAAGCAGGGUUUCCGGUCCUACCAGAUUUGCAAACUAACAUACUUCCGGGUGGCAUGAAGGUGCCUAGUGUGGGAAGCGGGGAGGAUUUGCUUGAUCUCACGCAGUCCGAUAUGGGUUGGGACUUUGACUUUUCGACAAUGGACCUUGAAGAAAUAUUUUCCUUUUACCCGGGAACAGGGCCACCAGCGAUAUGA
Messenger RNA from Aspergillus chevalieri, 1785 nucleotides. RefSeq names its product fungal specific transcription factor domain-containing protein. Gene Ontology annotation, biological process: positive regulation of transcription from RNA polymerase II promoter by galactose; DNA-templated transcription. Bases 1 to 1785 code for a protein of 594 amino acids. The record is from RefSeq and is a predicted model, not a curated record. The transcript has 5 exons. Gene Ontology annotation, molecular function: zinc ion binding; RNA polymerase II cis-regulatory region sequence-specific DNA binding; DNA-binding transcription factor activity, RNA polymerase II-specific. Gene Ontology annotation, cellular component: nucleus. NCBI's taxonomy places the organism in Eukaryota, Fungi, Ascomycota, Eurotiomycetes, Eurotiales, Aspergillaceae.